This is a messenger RNA of Metopolophium dirhodum (rose-grain aphid), 2045 nucleotides long. RefSeq names its product acetyl-coenzyme A transporter 1-like. Gene Ontology annotation, molecular function: acetyl-CoA transmembrane transporter activity. The record is from RefSeq and is a predicted model, not a curated record. The coding region runs from base 1 to 1554 and encodes 517 amino acids. Lineage: Eukaryota; Metazoa; Arthropoda; Insecta; Hemiptera; Aphididae. The transcript is spliced from 9 exons. Gene Ontology annotation, cellular component: membrane.
AUGAUGGUACCAAAGCUUGAAGAUGAACUAGAAAACCUGAGACCAGUGGUAAUAGUUGAAGAUUCGAAUUCAGCCAAGAAGCCAAAUUUGAAAGGAGAUUGGUUGAAUUUUUUCCUAUUGUUAUUGCUGUAUACGAUGCAAGGCAUACCGUUUGGUUUGGCAUUGGUAAUGCCAAUAAUUUUGCAGAGCAAGAAAAAUGUAUCUUACAAAGAUCAGGCUAUAUUCAGUUUAGUUUCAUGGCCGGAAAGCUUAAAACUGAUAUGGGCUCCUUUGGUAGACGCGCUGUACGUACACAAGAUGGGAAGACGAAAAUCUUGGCUCAUACCGGUUCAAUAUUUAAUGGGAGCAUGUUUCAUUUAUAUGGCCAGCAAUAUUGAUGAAUGGUUGCCAGAAACGCGAAAGCCAGACAUACUGAAAUUGGUAUAUGUAUUUUUCUUCAUGGGAAUAUUGGUUGCCACGUUAGACAUAGUUGUCGAUGGUUGGUCAUUGACAAUGCUGAAGAGGAAUAACGUGGGCUAUGCAUCUACUUGCAAUUCAACCGGUAUGGUGAUGGGCAUAAUGUUAAGUUAUAUAUUUUCCGUCUUGUUGACGUCAGAAGACUUUAGCAACAAGCACUUACGGAUUAGGCCAGAUGUGGGAGGGGUGUUCACUAUGAAGAGUUUAUUAUAUGCUUGGGGUGUUCUUUUUAUAUUAAUAACUACAUUGAUUGCAGUUUUAAAAAAAGAAAAAGAUAACAGAUUAGAGGAUGACCACGUAAAGCUCAACAUUGUUCAAAACUAUUCACUAAUAUGGGACAUUUUAAAACUACCCGGUAUUAAAUUGUUGGCAUUAACAUUGCUGACAGCUAAGAUUGGAUUUGCUGCAACUGACAGUCUUGCGAUUUUAAAACUUAUUGACGCGGGAGUACCAAAAGACAACAUUAUGUUUAUACAUACACCGCUGUUUGUUGUAAAAAUGUUUUUGCCAUUAGUUGUAGCGAAAUACACUUCUGGUCCGAAACCGAUGAACGUAUACCUAACAGCAACACCCUUCAGAUUAUUUUUGAAUAUUUCAUUUGGAGUGCUUAUUUAUUAUACACCGACAUUGAUAACAACGAACGGGUUUGUUAAUAUUUCAAUGUAUUACUAUGCAUUUUUAAUAUUUAUAUUAUCAAUACACGAUAUUCUAGAUAACAUUAUGAGAGUAGCUUUAUUAUCUUUUUUCUCUCGAAUAAGUGAUUCACGUUUUGGUGGUACUUACAUGUCAUUCUUGGGUACACUUUUAACUUUGGGAGGAGCAUGGUCGUCUUCGGUCGCCAUUGGAAUGGUAGAUUUCUUAACGUUUAAACGAUGUUCUUUAGAUCACCAGAAUAGUUGCUCUACAGAAAAUCUAAAAAACAUGUGUAAAACAAUUGGAGGUGAUUGUGUUGUUAUAGUGAACGGGUAUUACGUAGAAACGGCUGUGUGUACCAUAAUCGGAAUCAUUUGGUUUUGUAUUUUCAGAAAGAUCCUUAAAAAUUUUCAAACUAAGGGCCGUUCUUAUUGGUUGGUCGAUAUAAAGAGACCAAGAAAAUGAAAUAAAUGUAUAUUGCUAAAUGCCCAUUUAGCCAUAGUGAUGAACAUUUCUAAUUUUUAAAUAUCUAUUGUAAUUUAUUUAUUAUUUUAGUAUUAUUUAUUUACGGGUUUCUAUUGAGACUGAUAUUUUCUUAUAAUGAUGAUUAAUAUUUAAUGUUAUCACUUAUAAUAUAAUGUUAAGUUGUAAUAAAGUCGCAGCAUACCGGUUCGAUAUAAUCCAUCCAUGACGAAAUCAAGAAAUAUCAGUCGCCUCGAAUGCCUGAAGACGUAUACAACAUAGUUUAAGUCUCUAAAAAAUAAAUAUUGACUACCUCAUCGGAAAUAUGAUCAUCAUUAUAAUAUGACAUGAUACUUAUAUGAUUUAACUACAAUUUAUUUUAUUUAUUCAAAUAGUUUCAUAUUGACAUAGUGAAAUGUUUGUUAUGAAAGAAACUAUAAAUAUGUUUUAUUUGAUGGCUAAAUACAUGUAUCGGUACAAUGAACCACAACUUA